This is a messenger RNA of Thlaspi arvense, 4979 nucleotides long. The record is from the annotation of a GenBank genome assembly. NCBI's taxonomy places the organism in Eukaryota, Viridiplantae, Streptophyta, Magnoliopsida, Brassicales, Brassicaceae.
AACCGCUCGGUACAAGAUUUUACUUUUCCAAAAGCCGAAUCGCCGAAUCUAGAAGACGACGACGACCAAAAACUCCGAUCGCGUAGGAACGGCGAACGGUCCUCCUCCGAUUAUCUCGCUUCGUCUCAAGAGUGACUGAUUCGUUAAGAUUUCUCAGAAAUGUCGCAGCUAAUCAGCGGUAACAAUAUCCCGCUGAGUGAAGUUUACUGGUCUCUCGUUAACAAAGCAGACAAAAAAUUCUCCAAGAUCAGAGACUUGCCGUUCUAUGAACGCAGCAGGUACGAAAACUACUUCUUCAAGGUAUUCAAGGUAUACACUCAAUUAUGGAAGUUUCAGCAAGAAAAUCGGCAGAAGCUGUUAGAAGCUGGACUUAAGAGAUGGGAGAUUGGAGAAAUCGCGUCUCGAAUUGCGCAGCUCUACUAUGGACACUACAUGCGAACAAGUGAUGCGGGUUACUUGUCCGAGUCCUAUGUAUUCUACGAAGCAAUUCUCACCAGGGAGUACUUCAAAGAUGGACUGUUUCAGGAUCUCAAUAUUGCAAACAAACAGCUACGGUUCCUUGCAAGGUUUCUUAUGGUGUGUUUGGUCCUCGGCCGCCGAGAGAUGGUGCAUCAACUCGUGGAGCAGUUCAGACGGUUGAUAGAUGAAUGCAAGAGAACUUUCCAGGAAACUGAUUUCAAAGAAUGGAAGGUGCUGGCGCAGGAAAUAGUUAGAUAUCUGAAAUCUGACACUGCUUUUAUGAACAUCAGGCCUCUAAGAUACAGUCUUGUGCUGGAUCCUAAUCUGGAUGCUGGUACACCGCGUUCAAGUAGGUCUCUAAGGUUGACGGAUGCAAUCUUGAGCAGUUAUCACUACAAUGAGGUUAAGUAUUCUGAGCUCACGCUAGAUUCGUUCAGGAUGCUUCAAUGCUUAGAGUGGGAACCGAGUGGUUCAUUAUAUCAGUCAACUGGUGCUAAAAUGGGUCAGAAUACGCCCACUGGACUUGCUCGUAUAAACCCCCAGAACAUGACUGAUCCUACUUUGCCACCUAACCCUCGCAAAGCGGUCCUUUAUCGUCCAUCCGUAACACAUUUCUUGGCUGUUUUGGCCACCAUUUGCGAGGAGCUUCCUUCUAAUGGCGUACUCUUAUUAUAUCUGUCUGCUUCUGGAAAGAUUGGACAGACUUCACUAUCUCCUUUGAGUGCUAGAAGUAUAACCAGCAUUGAGGAAAAUAUUUUGAGAGACUUUGAGUCUCACACAAUCAAACCAGAGGCAGACCUAUCACUUCAAAUAACGCCAUCUGGUGACAGACCUGGUCAGUCUUUGGGGCAAAUCAGUGAGGACGCAUGUGGUUUGUGUUUUGGCAGUCAUGGGCUCACAGGACCAAGCUACAUCUAUCCCUCUGAUUUAGUUCCAUUCACAAGGAAACCUCUUUUCAUAAUAAUUGACAGUGACAGCAGCACAGUUUUUAAGAAUAUAUGUGGAGCGGAGAAAGGAGAACCAGCCGCACUGCUACUGUCUCCAUCACAUACUCCUCCGAUUAUCUCUGCUGAUUUCUCUCGUCAACCUAGUGGUAGCCUUUUCACCAUCUUUCUCACCGCACCAGUCCAAGCGUUUUGCUUGCUGAUUGGGAUUUCUGGUUCUGAUGUGGAAACGGAUGUUGUUAUUAAGGCCGAUAAGCUUCUUUCCUCGUUUAUGAACGAAUGGGCUUCGACUUUGGCAGCAUCAGAUACACUUCACCCUGUUUGGUCGCAGAUACUAAAAGAUCCCUUCUUGAGACGACUUCUCCUAAGAUUCAUAUUCUGCCGAGCUGUGUUGGCUCUGUACACGCCAGUCUUCAGUAACAAACAAAACCAGCCAGAGUGCUUUCCGCCUCUCCCGGAAUCGCUAGUACCAACAGCUCUUGCUGUUCAAACCGCUGUGCUUCAGAUGGCCAAUGGUUUCGGGGCUACAAGUAAAUUUACUUUACCUCAAGAUAUCACAAUGCUCUAAAGCUGCUACCAGUUGAACAUCGGUCAGAAAAAUUCUUGUGUAAAUCGGGAAUUUCGGUUUGGUUUCCCUUCAGGGUUGACUAUUAUUUCAGAUUUGGACUCGUUGGAGCUUUAGGACCGAGAUUUAUGGUUCAAGAAUAUUUUGCUGUGUGAAAUUUACAGAGUGUUUGAUGCAGAACAUGUGAUUGUUCUCUGAUGUAUCUUCUCCAUUUAUAACAAAAAAAAUGUGUUAUAAAAAGUGUUGCUUUUGUUUGUUUGUUUCCUCUAUAAAUUUAACUUAAAAACUCUGCAUCGGUUACAACUUACAACAUCAAGGAAACUAGAGAUUCACCAGCGAUCUUUGCAGCUGCAAGUACCGUCUUUGAAGAGAUGGAACCGAUUAGCAUCCCGCACUAAUAUCUCACGUCCCACGAUCUUCGAUAUCAGCUUCGUGACUUGAUGACAAUCACCACAGACCCGAAGGUUCUUCAUCACUUGCAAUGGCGUCCCUGGUUCUGUGUUCAACAGCCCAAACGCAAUCGCUAGCCUCUCACUGUGUCCACAGACUAAACGUCUCUUCUCUCCCUCUUCCUCUAGGUUCUGUGACACUUCUCGUGGAUCCGGAAUGUACCCUUCUUUAGCCAUCAGACCGUAAAGUAUCUCCAGUGACUUGUGGAUGGCUUCGGACUGAGGAGCUGAUUCAUCUCCUGCGCGGAACACAUGAACUUUCUUACUGAUUUCAAUCCAGCUAUAUCCCGGAUUCUUCUUCAUGUGUUUAUCUUUCAAGGAUUUGCGGAUUAGACUCACUUUGUCCCACUUCCUCAAGGCCGCAUAAGCGUUUGAUGCUAGAAUCGAGUAACCUGGAUCAUCCGGGUUCAGUUCAACGAUCCUCUUAGACACUCUCUCUGCAGUCUCCACGUCCCCACUUGUUCGACAAGCUCUUAGCAGAGAUGCCCAUAUGCUAGCAUCGGGUUUAAUCGGCAUUGCUUGGAUAAAUUCCUCGGCGUUCCUAAUCUUCUGCGACCGAGACAACAAAUCAACCACACACGCAUAGUGUUCCAUCAUCGGGUCGAUUCCGUAGUGAGUUUUCAUCUUCUCGAAGCACGCCAAGCCUUCUUCUACCAAACCAGAGUGGCUGCAAGCAUAGAUGAUGGCAAUGAAGACGACCUUAUCGGGAACAACACCGGAUCUUUCCAUAUCGGCGAAGGCUUCUAGGGCUUUCUCACCUUCGCCGUACAUUCCAUAUGCAUAAAUCAUCCCUGUCCAUGUCACAACAUCUCUUCUACUCAUUUGUUCAAAGACUCUACAAGAACUCUCCAAACAUCCACAUUUUGAGUACAUCUCGAUUAGUGCAUUUCCUAUUGGCAACUCCGAUUCAUAUCCAAACCGUAAAAUACAACAGUGGACCUCCUUGCCUAGUCGUUUAGCAGCAAGCGAAGCACACAUAGGCAAUACAACUAAAAAAGUUGCCAUAUCGGGCACAGCUCCGAUGGUUCUCAUUUGAGUAGUUACCUGCAAACCGGUCGCUAAAUCCCCAAAACGAACACACGCCGAAAUAACCGUGUUCCAUGUGACCGUAUCCCGAGUAUCCAUAGUACUGAAUAUCAGCAGAGAAUCCCCUACUUCCCCGCACUUAGCAUACAUAUCAAUCAAAGCAUUACUUACAGAAAGAUCGGAGUAAAUUCCAGAUUUUGUCGCGUUGGAAUGUAGCCCUCUCCCGAAUUUCAAGUCUGCUAAACGGGUGGAGACAGAUAUAAGCAUCAAGUAAGUGAUAUGAUCCGCCUGCUCUUCCAUGAUCAUCAUCAUCUUGAAGAGUUUCAUGGCUUCCAAAAGAUCUCCGCUUUGUAUAUACCCAUUGAUUAUCGAGUUCCACGAAACAGUAUCCUUGCAUUCCAUGCUCUUGAACACGUCUCUUGCCGCCACCAUGUCACCGCACUUUGCAUACACAUCGAUCAGAAUGUUACUCCCAGUAGUUUCAAGCACAAAUCCAGCUCUCAACAUAUAUUCAUGAACGUACUUUGCUAAGCGCAAGUCUCGUAAGUGUCCGCAGGCACGGAGAAUAGAACUAACUGUUACGAAAUCUGGCUUGAACUGAUCUAAUUUUUCCAAAAACAUCGUCAUAGAUUCUUCAUACAUUGCUAAGUUGAGAUACCCACAGAUUAUAGUGUUGUAACUAAUGGAAUCUCGAAAGACCAUCUCAUCAAAAACCCGUCUUGCGUCUGUUGGUCUGCUAAAUUUCAAGUACAUCGCGAGUAGCCCGUUGCUAACCACCACGAAGGAACUAACACCUAACUUGAGAGCAAAACCAUGAAGUCCCUGUCCUUCUUUGACAACCAGCAGAUUCCCAAAGGCAGGCAAAACACUUGAAACCGUGUAGGAAUCUGGCACAAUCCAAGAAUUUCUCAGCUCAUGAUAGAGUUCUAUGGCUUCCUCGUAGUAACCAUGAGAACUAAACCCGGAAAUUAAAGUGUUCCAGGAAAUUAGAUCUCUAACAGGCAUUUCGUCGAACACUUGUCGUGCUCUGCCCAACAAUCCCAUUCUCGAGUACAUAUCCACAAGCGCAUUGCCCACAUAUAGAUCAGACUCCAAACCCAAUUCGAGUAUCUGAUUAUAAACCGAGUUUCCAAACUCCGCAUCGAACAGUCCCGCGCAGGCUUUGACGACGGGAGGAAACGUGUACUUAUCAGGCGAAACCUUGGUUUCACGGAGUUUCCCGUAAAAUUCGAGGGCUUUAGAGGAUAAACCAUUCUGAGAAAGCGCUCUGAUGAUUGAGUUCCAAAGGUAGACAUUUUUCGCCGGAGAAACUCGCCGGAAAACAGAGAGAGAAGAGGCGGGUUCCCUAAGAUGGGAGUACUUGUCGAUAAGCUUGCCGGAGAAGAAGUCGGAGCCGUCAAGGCCUAGAGAGAUUACAAGGGCGUGGGUUCGACGAAGGUCUUUGAGGUUAGAUGACGAUGAAAGAGCUUUCGAGACGAAAGCCGAUGACACUCUAGUCUGCAUAUGUCGUAUGUCGUACUCCUCUUCCUUAUUUAG